AUGUACGGCGAAACCGAGCCCGCCACCGCCGCCGCCUCGGAGCGCACGGCGUUCCGGCAAGCCGAGAAGAAGUACAAGCUCUACAAGCCGCCCAGCACCAAGGGCAGGGGCAGGAAGAAGCCAGUCUGCGGCGGCGUUGGGGAUCUCUCCGAGGUGGUGGACUUCCACGCGCUGCUUGCUGGCGGCGUUGAACUGCCCGACGGGAUCUUGAGGUGCGACUGCCCAGGAUUCGACCUGCCCGUGUUCCGCUUCUUGGAUCGGCCCGGAUUCUAUUUCAUCCCUGGUGCUCUUUCUACCGAGCAACAAUGCUUUUGGAUUAGGGAGAGCUUGAAAACAUUUCCGCAGCCUCCUAAUAGAACUAACUUGACUGCUCUCUAUGGUCCAAUUUUUGAUUUACUCACUGCUGCUCAAAACCAAAAGGUCUUGCUUGAAGUGCAAAAUUCUGAUGGCAGAGAAAGUAAUGAACAGAGUAACAGUGGAGAAAAAACACGUUCCAUCAACUUCAAAUUUGUUGAACACUCAAAGAUCGAAAAGGGGGAAACACGUAGGUCAACCACAGCAGCUACUCUUGUUCGCAAGCUCCGAUGGAGCACCCUUGGCUUGCAGUUUGAUUGGUCAAAACGGAACUAUGAUGUAUCACUUCCACAUAACAGCAUUCCAGAUGCCCUUGCUACUUUAGCGAAAAAGAUGGCCAUCCCGGCCAUGCCUUCUGGCGUGGAAUUCAGUCCAGAAGCCGCCAUAGUAAACUAUUAUGGUCCAAGCGACAUGCUUGGUGGCCAUGUUGAUGACAUGGAAGCAGAUUGGACAAAACCUAUUGUGAGCAUAAGUUUGGGAUGCAAGUGCAUUUUCCUUCUUGGAGGGAAGACGAGAGAUGAAGUUCCAAGAGCAAUGUUCCUGCGAAGUGGUGAUAUUGUAUUGAUGGCUGGGGAAGCACGUGAACGCUUCCAUGGGGUCCCGCGGAUCUUCACUGAGAGUGACCAGCAAGAAAUCUCUGGACUGGUAUCACAACUUUCUGGCGAUGAUGACCGCUUUAUCUUGGACUAUAUCCAUAGUUCAAGGAUAAAUAUCAACAUCAGACAAGUAUACUGAGGUUUGCUUCAAUUCCGAUUAAAGGUGUUG
Lolium rigidum is the source of this 1119-nucleotide messenger RNA. Its product is annotated as alpha-ketoglutarate-dependent dioxygenase alkB-like. Bases 1 to 1089 code for a protein of 362 amino acids. Gene Ontology annotation, biological process: oxidative RNA demethylation. Gene Ontology annotation, cellular component: cytoplasm; nucleus. Lineage: Eukaryota; Viridiplantae; Streptophyta; Magnoliopsida; Poales; Poaceae. Gene Ontology annotation, molecular function: oxidative RNA demethylase activity; ferrous iron binding; broad specificity oxidative DNA demethylase activity. The record is from RefSeq and is a predicted model, not a curated record. The transcript is spliced from 7 exons.